Messenger RNA from Salvelinus sp. IW2-2015, 1433 nucleotides. It is a transcript of the gene hmx4, whose product is annotated as H6 family homeobox 4. The record is from RefSeq and is a predicted model, not a curated record. Gene Ontology annotation, cellular component: nucleus. Gene Ontology annotation, molecular function: RNA polymerase II transcription regulatory region sequence-specific DNA binding; DNA-binding transcription factor activity, RNA polymerase II-specific. Gene Ontology annotation, biological process: regulation of transcription by RNA polymerase II. Lineage: Eukaryota; Metazoa; Chordata; Actinopteri; Salmoniformes; Salmonidae.
CUCUUGUCCAAUGGACGAGGGCGCACCAACGUUCCAUCCGGUCCGUGGAAGUAACAAGCGAGGCAGAGAGAGAGAGAGGCGCGCCGUGAAAGCCCCAGUCCAAUCCCCUCAUCAUCCUCGCAUGGAGCGUGGAGCGUSAAGACGUCGUUGAGAAGAGAGAAAGAGAGUUCCAAGUUCCACUUCUAGCGCGCAGGAACUUUUGGUUCUCAAAGUCCUUGCGAGAGAAAAUAGACUAUUUCUCUAAAUGAUGAGCAAAGUGGACGCGCCAUGCAGGCCGACUGCCGCGUCUCUCAAAUUCACCAUAGACAAUAUUCUGAAUCUGCAGACAAACUCGAGCGGUAACGGUAGGAAGACAGUUGACAGCUGUCAUUCCGGUAGCAGGCUACAGAAUAGCACGGGACUGUACUGGUUCGAUGACCAUCAACGGAGAAUGGACCCCGCGACAAGGCUACAUGAUGCAGAGCCGGAUAACGACUGUAGCCCAACCGGAGGACCCAAGGCCGUCGCUAUCACCCGGGAAGACUCGUUACAGAUCACCGACAAUUGCUUCGAAAGCGGAGACAGCGGCGACGACUGCUCCKCGACGCAUCACACCGGGGACGGUGAUAGCGGCGGCAAGAAAAAACAACUGACAACCAAGAAAAAAACUCGCACCAUCUUCUCCAAGAGACAGAUCUUUCAGUUGGAAUCUACUUUCGAUAUGAWGCGGUACCUUAGCAGCGCCGAGCGCGCAUGCCUCGCCAGUUCUCUCCRGUUAACGGAAACGCAGGUCAAAAUCUGGUUCCAGAAUCGAAGGAAUAAAUUGAAAAGACAGAUUUCAUCCGCGCUAGAUGGGUCCAGCGGGGAUUUCUCCGACGCGGGUCCGGGGAAGGCUAUGCAGCUCCCGGCCUUGUACAAAGACAGUAACCUGCUAGGAAGAUGUUUGAUGCCGAUACCCCUGCCCAUCGUAUACCCUGGCAGUACCACGCCUUAUUUAUGUUUUUCCAAUGCCAGCAAGUACUUUAGUCUAUUCGAAGGAGACGUUGUCCUGUAGACAAGGCCGAGUCUGUUUAAAGGAGAGGUUGUCCUAUUUAGACUUGGCCUAGUCUGUUCGAAGGAGGCGUAGAGUUGGGCCAAAUACUUUUCUGCAUCAUCGCCAUAUAGACACUGUUUACAAGGUGGAUAUAUCAUGCCAAUUUCAGCUUCCGCAUUUAGCGAUUUUUUUCCCGUCAUCAUCUUGGUAAAAACGUAAGGUCGUGUCUGGCCCAUGUAGGCCUUUAAAGGCGACUUGUAAGGAUAGCCGGUUGACCUAAGGCCUAGCUUAAACCUACUUGUCACAUCGAUAGCCUGUUGACCUAAGGCCUAGCUCAACCCUACUUGUCACAUCGAUAGCCUGUUGACCUAAGGCCUAACUCAAGCCUACUUGUCACAUCGAUAGCCUGUUGACCUAAGGC